Molecule: messenger RNA, 395 nt
Organism: Iphiclides podalirius (scarce swallowtail)
Lineage: Eukaryota; Metazoa; Arthropoda; Insecta; Lepidoptera; Papilionidae
Source: the annotation of a GenBank genome assembly
CAACAGAUAUCAGCAUCAGAGAUUUGGAAGAGGCGGGUCCCUCUGGUGUUCGACCUGCUCUGCAAGCGCCAGAAGACACCUCCUCGGACUCCGAUGUCGUGCCUCUAUUGCGUUAUGAUAGUGACGACGAAGACUCAGCUGUCAACGUAGAGCGCCUUCGCAUCACCGCCGCGGGGCGAAAAAUUAUUCCUCAAACCUCUCCGACGCGGCCUCCAGCGGUGUUCGAGGGGCUUCUGGUGAAAUACUUGAAGCUCUGGUGUUCUGUUCAACGGGUGAGGAGUUUCAGGAUAAUUCUGCCCAAUUGUUUCGAACCCACCGGUUCAAAGCGGUAUACUUUAAAGAACGACGUGCGCUUAAUGGUGACCAACCAGGUGGCCCCAGGGGGUCUUAGAGAA